Molecule: messenger RNA, 2186 nt
Organism: Mesocricetus auratus (golden hamster)
Lineage: Eukaryota; Metazoa; Chordata; Mammalia; Rodentia; Cricetidae
Gene: Olig1
Product: oligodendrocyte transcription factor 1
Exons: 1
Coding region: 132-926 (264 amino acids)
Molecular function (GO): protein dimerization activity
Source: RefSeq, a predicted model, not a curated record
UCUCAGGCGCGCACAGCGCCGUCUCUGUCGUCCACCCGCGCGCAGAUCCGCGGGGAGGGCGAUCUGCCGACCGGCCCACCCCGGGCGUCAGUGAAGGGCGCCCUCGGUCGCCCCCGCCGCCCCCACCCCAGAUGUAUUAUGCGGUUUCUCAGGCGCGUGUGAACGCGGCUCCAGCGACCAUGCUGAGGCCACAGCGGCCCGGAGACCUCGGGACCUCGCUGUACGAACUGGUGGGUUACAGACAGCCACCCAUUUCGUCCUCCUCUUCCUCCUCCUCUACGUCCUCCUCCUCUCCCACGGCGUCCCUCCUCCCCAAGGCUGCGCGCGAGAAGCCCGAAGCGCCUGUCGCUGAGUCGCUGGGAACCGCGCCGGAGUCCCGGGGCUCCAGGGCCGACGCCAAAGAGGAGCAGCAGCAGCAGCAGCAGCUGCGGCGCAAGAUCAACAGCCGCGAGCGGAAGCGCAUGCAGGAUCUGAACUUGGCCAUGGACGCGCUGCGCGAAGUCAUCCUGCCCUACUCGGCGGCGCACUGCCAGGGCGCGCCCGGCCGCAAGCUCUCCAAGAUCGCCACGCUGCUGCUCGCCCGCAACUACAUCCUGCUGCUGGGCAGCUCGCUGCAGGAGCUGCGCCGCGCGCUCGGCGAGGGUGCGGGGCCCGCAGCCCCGCGCCUGCUCCUGGCCGGCCUGCCCCUGCUGGCCGCCGCGCCCGGCUCUGUGCUGCUGGCACCCGGCGCCGUGGGGCCCCCCGAAACACUGCGCCCCACCAAGUACCUGUCACUAGCGCUCGACGAGCCGCCGUGCGGCCAGUUCGCUCUCCCCGCUGGUGGCGCAGGUGGCCCCGGCCUCUGCUCCUGUGCGGUGUGCAAGUUCCCGCAUCUGGUCCCUGCCGGCUUGGGCCUGGCGGCGGUGCAAGCUCAGUUCUCCAAGUGAGGGCUGGCUGGGCCCGGGGCGGGGCGCGACCUCAGUCAACCUUCCGGCGCCCUAGCGUUCUGGAUCUAAGGAGAGCUGGACCCAAUAAGGAGGACAUUUCCAGAUUUCUCCCCCAGACGACAGACUGUAGGGCGCCUUCAUCCCUGCCCCCACUCCCUAACAAUUAAAGUGACCCAAGCAGGUGUUCCAAGGAGCGACGCAGUUGUUCGGGGUUCUAGAUAGAGCCCACCUGUUUAGAGCCAGAAGCCCUGGCAUCCUUACCUUAAGCUCACCAAGUGGUGGGCGUGAUCCCGGGUCUCUCCGAGUAGCCGGGGCAUCGCGGGGCUGGGAGGAGGGUAGUCGGCGGUGCGGCACAGUCGGGCUGCCCACGACCUCGGCGUCCUGGGAUCCGCCAGCUCCCAGGCCUUGGGACUGCUCCCCAACAGCGUUGACCACCCCCGGGGGGAGGGGGCUUCUUUUCUUGUCCCUGGCCUGAGCUCACAGGCUCUCUUGUUCCCGCCAACCAAAUGCAUGCGGACCCAGGAGAUCUAGAAAGGCCAGUCCAUGGGUACAAACAGCAACGGUGUUGGCGCAUGGACUGCCCUGGAAGGACCAGAGUUUCAGGACAGGGUGCAGGUGGGAGCACCAAGGUCAUUGGGAAUGCGGGGUGGGAAGUUCGCCUGGCCGCACAGUUCCGUUUUUCAUAACACCCAGCUGUUCUGCGGCGGGGUAUUCACUCCUUAAGUCCUGGACAUCUACGUCGUUUCUUUUCCCACAAAGGUGAGUUUAACCAACAUUUGAGCUUGCUCGAAAACAACACACCAAUCACCUUUCGUGGCAUCUGUGUUCCGGACUUACCAACAUAGGUAACAAGGCGUUUCGUAGCUGCAGGCUUGUGACACUCGGUAAUUAAUGUUCUCAUUAAAGUGUGUGGCGGUGGGCGAGGAUCCCAAACCGCCGGGCUGGACAAACCCAGCUGCGCCGCAGGCGGGAAGGCGCUGGCCCUUGAGCCGCGCUGGUCUUCGACCACCGCCUUGCCGCUGAAGAACUCCGUGGAUGCGUGCACCCGUGGGCGCCGCGUCUUGGUUUGCGUUUAGUGUUAGGAAACUGCCCACGAUUAUCUCCCAAUCUUCACCAGCUUGCUUUGAUUUUUACGUUGGCAGUUUUGGGUUGUUGACAGUAGUCGAAUUUAACUGGCAUUUUGUUUGACCUCUAACUUUGUCGCUGCCCCAUCUCCCACGGACUGUACCGAAGACACAGAAUAAAACGUCAACAGUCGAA